AUGACUUCAACAAUCGAAAAGGCUCUGCCGCCAAAGCCAAAAAUUGAAUUGUACUCUGGAAAGUACUUUCUAGCCUGCGGCUUUGGAGGAAUCGUUGCCUGCGGCCCAACACACACCGCCGUAACCCCCCUCGAUCUCGUAAAAACCCGUCGUCAAGUCGACAGCCAACUCUACAAAUCCAACGUCGGCGCCUGGAAAUCCAUCUACCGCGCCGAAGGGCUGCGCGGGAUCUUCUUCGGCUGGUCACCUACCUUCGUCGGCUACAGUCUGCAAGGCGGUGGGAAAUAUGGGUUCUACGAGGUCUUCAAGUAUCUGUAUGGCGAUAAGAUGUUCCCGAAUAUGAAUAAGACGGUGGUGUUCUUGGGUGCCAGUGCGAGUGCGGAGUUCUUGGCGGAUAUUGCGUUGUGUCCGUUUGAGGCGGUCAAGGUUAGGAUGCAAACUACACUGCCGCCGUUUGCGAAUACGAUGAGGGAGGGGAUAAGCAAGGUUGUUGCGCAGGAGGGAUAUGCUGGUUUGUACAAGGGACUUUAUCCUCUCUGGGGUCGUCAAAUCCCAUAUACAAUGUGUAAAUUCGCCUUCUUCGAGUCCACCGUCGACGCAAUCUACACCUACCUUGGAAAAUCAAAAGUCGAAUACAACGGGCUCCAGCAAACUGGAGUCUCAUUCUUGGGUGGUUACAUUGCUGGUGUUGGCUGUGCCACCGUUUCUCACCCCGCAGAUGUCAUGGUAUCUAAGUUGAACUCGGACCGCAAAAAGGGAGAAGGCGCUGGGCAGGCGAUGAGCAGGAUUUAUGGGAAUAUUGGUUUCAGAGGGCUCUGGAAUGGAUUGCCUACUAGGAUUUUGAUGAUAGGAACUCUCACGGCGUUCCAAUGGUUGAUUUAUGAUAGUUUCAAGGUGGCGUUGGGUUUGCCUACUACGGGUGGCCAUUAG
Messenger RNA from Glarea lozoyensis ATCC 20868, 930 nucleotides. RefSeq names its product Mitochondrial carrier. The transcript has 4 exons. The coding region runs from base 1 to 930 and encodes 309 amino acids. The record is from RefSeq and is a predicted model, not a curated record. Gene Ontology annotation, cellular component: mitochondrial inner membrane. NCBI's taxonomy places the organism in Eukaryota, Fungi, Ascomycota, Leotiomycetes, Helotiales, Helotiaceae. Gene Ontology annotation, molecular function: phosphate transmembrane transporter activity. Gene Ontology annotation, biological process: mitochondrial phosphate ion transmembrane transport.